UUUCUAGAGUCAUGCUACACCCAAACAAAUGUUAUCUUGUUGACUCCUGUAGACUCCAAAACAGAUUGUAUGCUAUCACAGUCAUCGGAAUUUUCUUUCUCUUUUCCUUUGAAUUACUGGGUUGGAUCCCUGUUAUGCCUUUUGGAACCUUUCGUUGGAACAGAACUAAAAGCUACAACAGAAAUGCUUCCCCGAGACCAACUGGAUCCGACUUCUCCCCAGGGUCGUCUUCCACCGUGUACGACUUCCCCUUUAUGCUCAGGCCUGAGCAGACGUGUUCCUCACGAAACACGUCAUUUGUGGUUGCAGUCACAUCGACGCCCUUGAACUUCGCGAGAAGGCGAGCGAUCAGGGAAACUUGGGGAAACCGACAACAACAACGAAGUUUUAACGUUGCAGUAAUGUUUCUUCUUGGUACAGGACUCGACUGUAAUGUUCAAGAUCAGCUUGUUUCUGAGAACCAGAUACACGAAGACUUACUACAAGGUGAUUUCAUUGAUUCUUAUUCUAAUCUAACUUUGAAGUCGGUUAUGGCGUUGAGAUGGGCCAACAAUUUUUGUCCUGGAGUAAAAUACUUUAUGAAGACCGACGACGAUAUUUUUGUAAAUCUGCCUAAUCUCGUGAGCUACCUUACUCACAAACUAGAACCUACUCACUCUUGGAUAGUGGGCUGUAUAAAAAAUCACGUUGGACAGCCCGUCAUGAUAAAAGCAGCAAAAGCUGUUUACGAUUUCCAUCCUUCGCUUCCCUCCCCGCACCCACCGUUCGUAGCGGGAGCAGGUUACGUAAUUUCCGGUAAGGCCAUUGGUGACCUGUACAGUACUGCGGUAAGAACGAGGUACUUAUCUGUAGAAGACGCUUUUAUUACUGGACAUUGUGCUCGAAAAAUUGGAUUAUUUCCCGAACAUGACGACCGAUUUAGUUGCGGUGAAGCCGUAACGAGCGUUUGUAAAAUGAUUAACAAAUUCACAGGGCACAAAGUUACACCAUCCAAACAAAAAGAUAUUUGGAAGAAAUUAAAAGAUUUAAGCUGUGAAUAUAAUUAAAACUGGA
Limulus polyphemus (Atlantic horseshoe crab) is the source of this 1053-nucleotide messenger RNA. RefSeq names its product beta-1,3-galactosyltransferase 1-like. NCBI's taxonomy places the organism in Eukaryota, Metazoa, Arthropoda, Merostomata, Xiphosura, Limulidae. The record is from RefSeq and is a predicted model, not a curated record. The coding region runs from base 12 to 1046 and encodes 344 amino acids. The transcript has a single exon. Gene Ontology annotation, molecular function: hexosyltransferase activity. Gene Ontology annotation, cellular component: membrane.